UCAAUGAAAAAACAGAUAUGAGCAUUGAAACAUCUUUCAUCAAGCAGGACAUUUUUAAUAGUGCUCAGUUCCUAAAAAUCCUUCCUGUUUUAGUAUUAAGAAUUUAACCAGGUCACAUUAUUUUGUGACAACAGAAACCCAGAAGGUCUGAGAAAGCACCAUAUUCCUUGGAGAGAAAGCUGAACAAAAAGGCCAGCAAAGGGCCAAUGAAAGGAGAGGAUACUUGCAUGCAAGAGAGAAAUGAGCUCCCUGCAAAGACACUAGAGUGCUAAACCCGGCAAGUCUCCAGGGGAUCAUAACUCUACGGCUUACCUUAAUGAAUAUACUGAAAUAUUCAAGAUGCAUAACAACAGUAUUAGCAAUGCUACCACUGGAACUGACUGCAAUGUCACUAAUUUGACAUUUCAGUACACCCUCUAUGCAACCACCUACAUCCUCAUAUUCAUCCCUGGUCUUCUGGCCAACAGUGCAGCCUUGUGGGUUCUGUGCCGCUUCAUCAGCAAGAAAAAUAAAGCCAUCAUUUUCAUGAUCAACCUCUCUGUAGCUGACCUUGCUCAUGUGCUCUCCUUACCCCUCCGGAUUUACUACUACAUCAGCCACCAGUGGCCUUUCCAGAGGACCCUUUGCCUGCUGUGCUUCUACCUGAAGUAUCUCAACAUGUAUGCCAGCAUUUGCUUCCUGACCUGUAUCAGCCUUCAGAGGUGCUUCUUUCUCCUCAAACCCUUCAGGGCCAGAGACUGGAAGCGUAGGUACGACGUGGGCAUCAGUGCUGCCAUCUGGGUUAUUGUGGGCACUGCCUGUUUACCAUUUCCCAUCCUGAGAAGCACAGACUUAGCCAACAACACUGUAUUCUGCUUUGCUGAUCUUGGAUACAAAAAAAUGAAUGCAGUGGCUUUAGUUGGGAUGAUUACAGUUGCUGAGCUGGCCGGAUUUGUGAUCCCAGUCGUCAUCAUCGCAUGGUGUACCUGGAAAACUACCAUAUCCUUGAGACAGCCACCAAUGGCUUUCCAGGGAAUCAGUGAGAGGCAGAAAGCAUUGCGGAUGGUUUUCAUGUGUGCUGCAGUCUUCUUCAUAUGCUUCACUCCCUAUCAUAUUAACUUUAUUUUUUACACCAUGGUAAAGGAAACCAUAAUUAGCAGUUGUGCCAUUGUCAAAAGCACACAGUAUUUUCACCCUUUUUGUCUAUGCCUUGCAAGUCUUUGCUGCCUUUUGGAUCCAAUUCUCUAUUAUUUCAUGGCCUCAGAGUUUCGUGAUCAACUCUCCCGCCAUGGCAGCUCUGUGACCCGUUCCCGCCUCAUGAGCAGGGAGAGUGGUUCAUCAAUGAUUGGCUAAAAAUAAAAUAACUUUUCAAUUACGACUUUGUUUAACUAUAUCUUCUGUUUUGUUUGUUUGUAUGUUUUCCCCAAAGACCAGCCUAACAAUUUCUUUAAAUGAAC
Messenger RNA from Miniopterus natalensis, 1436 nucleotides. The record is from RefSeq and is a predicted model, not a curated record. Lineage: Eukaryota; Metazoa; Chordata; Mammalia; Chiroptera; Miniopteridae.